UGACGAGGCUGUUCUAAUUACUAAUAAAGCAAGGAUUGUCAGCAUGAUGGGAAUGAUUGAGAGUAAGUUGUAAUGAAUCAGAUUAAAUCUCAGUGUGGAAUUAUGACUUAUAAUUGCUCCUAUACUAAUGUUUUGAAAUUAAUGUGGUUUGUCUUUAACAGAUGUUUCAACAUACCAUAGAUUGUGUCCUCAGUGCCACAUGGUGUACAGAUACCAGGAGUGGACGGAUGGGCUUCAUAACUUUGACAACCACAUCGUUUUAUCUCUUGAACUCUGCCUUUUUCUGAGAGAAAAUUUACAGAACCAUGUAUCCGUGUCAAGGGUCAUUGACUCAUUGGAGGGCUUAAGAAGGGUGAAGUUUCCUUCUAGGGAUAUCAUAUUUCAUGGUUAUUGCCAUUUUGAGGCUUUGACUGACACAGAUUACAUGUACUCCUGCAUAAACUGUGGAUUUCACCCCCCUGUGGUAGUUAUGGACUUACACAGAAAAGGGGUGUUCAACUUAGCAGUGAGUGACCUCAAAGCCCCCCCUGAAGACUUCAGUGGUGAACAUGACAUUGAAGGUUUUUGGAGCUCUAUUCACCUGGAGAUGAUAAGCCGUGAGUUUUUUCCAAGCAGCGUGAAGAAUCCAUUUUCAGUUCCACCAACUUACACGCACUGGGCACCAUGGAUCGGGAGUGAAACUCGAAAGAGUGACAUUGUGCUUAACACUGAGUUUAAAAAAGUAAGAACAAGCAGUUCACAUGAAGCACAGCUUAGCAGUGUUACAGAGGAGCGUCUGUUUGAUGAACUCACCAAACAAAAGGUUGGAGUGGUGAGAAAAUUGUGCAAAGCCUGCAACAUCGACUCCAAAGGCUCCCGCUUUGAUCUCAUCACCAGACUGAGGGAGAAGAUGAAGAGCAGGCAGACAUAUGAUAAGGUCUUUCAAAGCAUAUGGGGUGCCUCUGGUGGAUGGUCUGUAAUACUAUGUCCGCAUGGCAUUGUAUACAGUAUUAAAUUUAAUCUUCGUGCUGAAAGUCCCAGGGAUUUUGCUGACCUUCUCCUGUCCUGGAAGCACAUACCAAACAUCUGCGUGUAUGAUUUUGCGAGGGGUUUGGUGGCACACACCAACUUGCGGGUUCCAAAUCGAGUGCCAUUUCAUCCACAUGAAGGUCGACUGGCUGAGCCCACUGAGGAAAAUGUCAAGGCUGCACGGGAUGGAAAAUUGCGAGUGAAUCUUCCAUGGCUACAUGAAAGGAUGGACAGUGUAAAUGAAAAUCCUCAUCCUAUCACUGGAUCAUCCGACCAUCAUGUCCUGUAUGACAGAUUUCAUGAGGGAAAUACAAAAGAUCCCAAGGACAUAUUACGUAGAAUUCAACUUGUCCCAGAGCUGAAAGGUUGGCUGAACAGUCAAGUUGUUGAACAGUUCUUUGCAAGCAUGAGGAAAAAUAAUUACUUUUUAAAUAAUAUGAGUCCAUCCACACAUGUGUUUUUGAUGAGAAAUAUAAUUCAUCAUCAUAACACUGUCACCAACAAGAAACUUCUGGAGAGGCAGUUAAGACAUGGUCGACUUGGACAGAUCAAUAUCUCAUUGUCUGCACUGGGUCAAGCUGUCGUAGCCCUACAGUGCAGUAAACCCAGAGAAACCACAGAAACUGUGUUGAACCAAGCACCUUCAAUUUCUGAACCUCUGGUACCAGUUGACGACAAGAAAAGCAAUAGAACGUCAACAGAUGCAACUCUUCCUGACCUGUGUGGACCACCGUGUAAAGCUCUGACAAAGCCUGAGAACAUUUUGGCCAGCCGUUCAUCGUGGUCUUUUGUACUGCACCCUGGUCAACAGCAGCUUCUCAACUAUGUUCUGGACAUCAGCAGACCCAAAGAUGAGCUGAUUGUUGAAACGUCUACUGGAUGUCUCACACGGGCUGAUUUUUGGACACUGGGUUUAAACGAACAAAUGGAAUCUACAGUUGGGAAUGGCUGUUUUGAGCUUAUCACCAAAAUUGUUCAGUCAAAGGGGAUAAGCAUUUACAUUGAAAAUCUUUAUGUCACCCGGACUUGGCUUGCACCCUAUGGCUGUGAUCCAUUGCAGUCCGUUCCUACUGAUGCUCAGUGGAUGGACAUCAUAGUUCUCCCUCUCUGGACACCUGGCCAUUUCCAGUUGUGUGAAUCUUGCAGUGAAGAUCAUUCCAGGGCAGUGGUCAGAAAAAAAUAGCUUUCACUUGAAGGGUUUUUCGAGCCAAGACUUUGGAAUUGACUGUGGGAUCUUCAUGAAAAUGGUUAUUUUUCUGUUAUUCAGUUUUCCUUGAGAUUCAUACAAAAGUUAAAUUAAGCUCCAAAACAAUGUAAUUUUUAUUUUUUGUCCCAAACAGUCUGCUCUCUACGUGGCACUGGAUGCACCAUUUGAUUAUACUAUAUCAGACAUGCCCUACUUGCGGAAAUGGUGGUGCUUGCUGUUGAUGGAGAACUUUGAUCUCAGGAGCUAUGGCAAGCUUUUUGCACACUGGAGAGAGGACACCAAAGUUGUGCUUCAAGGACAACAUGUGCCCAUUUUCAGACUGAAAAAGCGCAAGUUACCGGAAGUCAGUCAGGAGCCAGCAGUUGUUCAAGAUCUGCAUACUGCUGUGCAGUGGGUUGUCCAAAAUAAGGCGCUUUUCCAUGAACACGUAACCAUGCCAAAAUAUCUGUCCUUAAAUAAAGAGGACCAGCAGAGGGUCUUAAGAGAGAUGCUGGAGGAAGAAGACACUGAAGCAAGGGACUUCUUCAUCUUUGUUUUUCAGUGUGCGGAGGACAUGGAGCUCUUUCUACAGGCAUGUGUUGACGAGCAGGGGCUAAAGGUCAAUGCUAUGUUUGAAAAAUAAUGGACGGAGGAAGGCACUGGCUGUUUGUUUUUUUUAAUGUGUUGUUUUUUUCAAUGUAAAUAAAAAAUUACAAUUAAACUUAUUUCAAAAUUU
Paramormyrops kingsleyae is the source of this 2930-nucleotide messenger RNA. Lineage: Eukaryota; Metazoa; Chordata; Actinopteri; Osteoglossiformes; Mormyridae. The record is from RefSeq and is a predicted model, not a curated record.